AUGCUGCAUGCUAAUGAAAUCCGAAACCUGGUGCGAUGUUCUAGACUCAUUUGGAGGCGAGAAGUGCGUCAAUUUUUGGAAUUACUUGAACGGUCUUCUAUCCCUUUAGUAAUAUUCUCGGCUGGAGUAACAAAUAUAAUAAAUGAGGCCAUAGGACAACUCAUUGGACACAUUCCUACCAAUAUAGCAGUCGCAGCCAAUGUUAUGUACUUCAGCAAGGAUGGCUAUGUUUCUGGCUUCACGAAUCCUCCCCUUCACUCGCUAUGUAAAAAUGUUUCCCGGUUGAGAGAACUAAUUGAUGAUUUGGACGAAAAGUACGCGGACAGAACGAACAUUCUUGUGGUUGGCGACUCGGAUAGUGACGCCAGCAUGGUGGACGAAUGGGAAGAGAAACGUUUGUUAAAAGUUGGGCUACAAGCUCAGGAGAGACCUCCACUGAAAUCUUUCGAUAUUGUCGUGAAAGGUUCCGACUGCAGCCGUUUGACGGAUAUUAUCACCGCUCGAUGCAAUACUAAUACGACCUCAUUUCUGUUUGCGGUCUCAUGCUCUUCGGGUGCUUAUCUUGUGAACGGUCAACCUAGAACGAGAUCAGGCCGGCCCCGGAUGCGUGCAUGGACUCGUCUGCGAUCAGAUCUUGUUACCCGAAAAAAAUUGCUCACCACAAAACCUCGUGAGAUUAGCAUAUCCCGUAGAGUGCUUGCUUCACUGCCAACCGCCCAACAGCUACAAGUGAUAGAAAUGCCAACAGCAGUUACAUUCCCGCUUCCGGUAGUCGAGGAGCACAGGAGAACUGUACCUGAGCAAAAUUUCGAUGUGAUUUUCAAUCGUCCUCAUAUAAUGAUGCGUGAUCGCGAAUCGGUCGAACGGAAGCUGAGGACCAUGAUCGGUGACGGCAAGCAGAAACUUAUGAUCAUCUCCGACUUUGAUUACACCUUGUCGAGAUUUGAAGACCCUGGCGGAGGACGAUGUUGGACGACUCAUGGCGUAUUCGAUAACUGUACGAAACAGUACGAUCCAGAAUUAGCUAACAAGUUCGAACACCUCAAGGAAAAGUAUUUUCCCAUAGAGUUUGAUCCGAAACUUUCUCUAGAACAAAAGAUUCCAUAUAUGGAGGAAUGGUGGAAAGCUUCUCAUGGUCAUAUUGUUUCGGCAAAAUUCGAUAAAUCUACCAUCGAAAGCUUUGUGCGCAACUCAAAAAUUGUGCUCAGAGAUCAAGCUGAAGCGAUGAUGCAAAGGCUGGACCAACUCGGUAUACCGCUAGUAGUUUUCUCAGCUGGUAUUGGCAAUAUCAUUGAGAUAUUCUUGCAACAAAAACUCGGCCAUAUGCCUCCAAACGUCCACAUCAUUUCCAACAUGAUGAACUUCAAUGAGAACGGCAUUGUGGUCUCCUUUUCGCAGCCCCUUAUCCACACAUUUUGUAAAAAUUCGUCCGUAAUCCGGAAGGAAGCGGAAUUUUUCCACGAAUUUAGAGGAAGAAAUAACGUUAUCUUACUCGGCGACAGCAUGGGUGAUAUACACAUGGAUGUGGGUGUGGAAAAAAAUGGAGCAACGCUAAAGAUAGGUUUUCUCAAUUCAGAUGUAGAUAACCUAUUAGAGCACUAUUUGGACGUGUACGAUGUAGUUUUGGUACGGGACCAAUCAAUGCAAAUUCCCGACGCCAUCGUACAAAUGAUCGCGGGUGACUACCUGAAAUGCUCCUAG
Messenger RNA from Necator americanus (New World hookworm), 1701 nucleotides. RefSeq lists its product as uncharacterized. The coding region runs from base 1 to 1701 and encodes 566 amino acids. The transcript is spliced from 15 exons. NCBI's taxonomy places the organism in Eukaryota, Metazoa, Nematoda, Chromadorea, Rhabditida, Ancylostomatidae. Gene Ontology annotation, cellular component: cytoplasm. Gene Ontology annotation, molecular function: magnesium ion binding; 5'-nucleotidase activity. The record is from RefSeq and is a predicted model, not a curated record.